Molecule: messenger RNA, 1434 nt
Organism: Rodentolepis nana
Lineage: Eukaryota; Metazoa; Platyhelminthes; Cestoda; Cyclophyllidea; Hymenolepididae
Source: the annotation of a GenBank genome assembly
AUGACUUUUAAGAAAAUCGGUGUUUGUCCGGAAAUUAUCGAUCUUCUGCAUGAUAAGGGAAUUCUUAUUCCUUCGGAAGUCCAGACUGCAUGCAUUCCGGAAAUUCUAGCUGGCCGCGAUGUUGUCGCUUGUGCACAAACAGGUUCUGGAAAGACCGCUGCUUUCGUUAUCCCUAUUUUACAGUCACUCAUGAGCGAGCCCAGACCUUUUUACGCCCUUAUUAUUACUCCAACUAGAGAGCUUGCCCAUCAAAUAGGUGAACAAACUGCAGGUCUAAACUUGGUUCAAGGUAGCUCAAUUUGUACCGUACAGAUAAUCACUGGAGGACGAAGCAUAGUCAAACAAGGUAUUGAUUUGGCACUUGGUCCCCAUGUAAUCGUUGCCACUCCUGGUCGUUUGGCCGAUCUUCUCCGAAUGCAGAAAGCAUCUGCAGAGUCCGGUUCAACUCCCGAGUGGAGUCUUUCACGUCUCAAGGUCCUCGUUUUGGAUGAAGCCGAUCGUUUACUUGAGGAUUCUUUCGGACAAGAUCUGGCAGAAAUUAUGUCCGCUCUUCCCCGUCAAAGACAAACACUCCUAUUCAGUGCUACAUUUAGUGACACAGUUAAAAGGGGUAUGGAAGCAGCUAAAGCCUCUGCAAUUGCAGAGAACCGUAAACCUCCUGUAAUGUGGCAAUCGAAAGGAAUAUCCCAGUCAUCAGAACAAAAGUCCGCCAAGUCUGCAACUGUUGACACUCUUUCCCAAUACUAUCUCAUUACAAAACCAGAGCUAAAGGAUUCCUUUUUGGUUUAUAUUGUCAAUCAAUUUCUUAAUGAAAAUCCGCACUCUUUAAUCAUUAUUUUCUCAAAUAAGUGUAAAUGGUGUCACCUACUUGGUAUGAUUAUGCAGUCCGUUGGCAUUCAGUCGGUUGUCUUACAUUCAUCCAUGUCUCAGAAUGAUCGAAUUAGCUCGUUGAAUGCGUUUAAGUCGAGUCAUGUUCGAGUGAUGAUUGCGACGGACUUGGCUAGUCGUGGAUUGGAUUUCCCCACUGUUGAUGCUGUUAUUAACCACAAUGUUCCAAUUCGUCCCAGAGAUUAUGUUCAUCGUGUUGGCAGAACUGCUCGUGCUGGCAAGGCUGGAAUGGCUCUCACCUUGGCGGACCUGUUUGAGAUUAACAGACUCAGAGAGGUACAGAAGUAUAUUGGUAAGGACCUGCAAAGGUUUGAAGUGAAUGAGGGUCAAGUUUCGGAAAUCAUUACUGAAGUCACUAUCGCAAGAAGAGCUGCAGAACGCAAACUUGAUGAAAUUCGCUUCGAUGAGAAACGAGAGAUAAUCAAGGCCAAGAAUCUCCUCAAAGCACAAAGUGCUAAACGAGAAUUACAAGAAGCUCAAAGUAAUGCUUCGAAGAAAAAAAAGGCAAAAGUUCAAAUCUCAGAUGAUGAAAAAUCAACUAAUUAA